AUGGGAUGUGUAAACAGCAAUUCUCAUUAUAAAAAAAACAAAGAUUUAGAUAUCGCAAAUGUUCCCAUUAUGCUAAAUAAUCAGAAAACAGCAAACAUUGAAAAAAUUCAGGAUAAUUGGUUAGAAAUGAAAAAUAACUCUAUCCUGGCCAGACGACAUCAGCAAAGCAAACUAUCCAUUAAGGUUACGACUAAUUCAAAAUCUCCCUUGUCUUGUGUUAGUCGCAAUUGA
This is a messenger RNA of Paramecium octaurelia, 231 nucleotides long. The record is from the annotation of a GenBank genome assembly. NCBI's taxonomy places the organism in Eukaryota, Ciliophora, Oligohymenophorea, Peniculida, Parameciidae.